Rhopalosiphum padi (bird cherry-oat aphid) is the source of this 4602-nucleotide messenger RNA. RefSeq lists its product as uncharacterized. The transcript is spliced from 16 exons. The coding region runs from base 450 to 2744 and encodes 764 amino acids. Gene Ontology annotation, molecular function: zinc ion binding. Gene Ontology annotation, cellular component: nucleus. Gene Ontology annotation, biological process: regulation of gene expression. The record is from RefSeq and is a predicted model, not a curated record. NCBI's taxonomy places the organism in Eukaryota, Metazoa, Arthropoda, Insecta, Hemiptera, Aphididae.
AGAGGCCAAUAUGCAUCUGCCGUUACCGUAUCGUGUUUAAUGAUUGUUUCGUAUUUUCUUUUGCAUGACUCGUACUUCGUAGUUCGUAGUAACGCGCGUAAAUUAACGACGCUGGAUUGCAUCGGUAUUGUGUACGUAUCGCCACCAAAUAAUUAUAAUAUUUUAAAUUCUUCAUAUUUCUUUGUUGGGAAGUGCGUUUUGUCUCGAUAAUAAUAAUUUUACUCGGGUGGAUACGAAGAAGUUUCUCAUUAUCGGUCUCGGACUAUUCGACCCAAACCACCGUGUUUCCGCUGCUCUGUUGAUUAUUGCGUUUUAUUGCGAUUCCCGUUUCAAUGUUCGUAUUUCCCGUAGCGCUGUUGCAGUUGUUCCACUCAGUGUCCGCUUUCCAGGCGUGUGUGUGUGGUGUGUGAUCUUGUGUGCCUGAACGCCACCACAACCAUUGUUCCACCAUGAACAACGACAUUUACAAGUGUCGAUUAUGCGAUCGCAUGUAUCAUGACAAGGAAGUCGUCAUCGAUUUAUCGUCGGAGGAGGCAAAGAAGGAACAAAUUACUUCCAAAAUACUCAUCGCCCUGUCAAUCAUAAUUACUGAUCAUGAUCCUACACCGAAGUAUAUUUGUAGGGUAUGCUAUGGGCAAGUUGAAGUAAAUUUUAGAUUUGCAACUACGUGUCGAAUAAAUAAUGCAAAACAUAUGGAAAAAUUAAUAAAUGUACCAUCAAAUGAUAUGCUCAGAAAAGAGCAAAACAAGUUCAUGAGAACACCUGUUCAUGUUUUGUUUAAUAAAUACCAGUUUGAUAUGAAAGGGUUGUUUGAUGCAGUAACAAAGUAUUUGAAUGAUACUAAUGAAGACCCAAGUUCAACUCGACAUUUUGAAAAUUUUGACAAAUAUUUUGGUCUUAAUAACCACAAUGGUAUUACAAAUAGAUUUAAUAUUGAGAAUGAUAAUCCUGUUGGUAAUGGAAUUCCAGAAAGCUCUCCAGUACUUGAUGUAAUAGAGCCUAAUAUUGACACAAACAAUAUUGACAAUAUUUAUAAUUCUGGCAUAAAUCCUUAUAAACGAUCUUUUAUAUUUAUACCUAUCGUAAAUGCAAAUCAAUUGAACCAUACAGCUGAAACUAGCACGAAUAAAAAUGUUCAAUUUAACAAAAACUUUCCUAUUAAUUCUAGAAAUAAUGUAAUCAAAACAAGUCAAUAUCGUGUACUAAGUAGACCAAUUUCAUUACUUAGAAACGGUCAAAUUGCUGGGACAAAAAAUAUUUCACAAAAUAAUGGUAUUGCUACAUGUCAAACUCAAUCUGCUGUGAAUAGUUUUGCCAUGCGUAAAAAUCAAUCUACUAUGAAUAGUUCUGCGAUAGUCCGAAAUACAAUAAAUAAUCAUAGUUAUAGUCUUCUAUCUAAAGAAAAUGGCACAACAAAUGAUGAUGACGUUAUUUGUUUGGAUGAUGAUGACGAUGAUGACAUUAUUAUUAAUGAUAAUAAUAAUAACGAUGGCUCACAAGCUUUUCAAGAUAAUAGAAUUUCUCAAAAUAACCCAAGAAGAAAACUCAUCACUUAUAAUAGAAAAUUAAUGCCUAUACCCGAAAAUGUACAAUCUGAGAAUACUGAACAUUCUUCAAGUAUCUCAUGUGAAGAAAUGAUGAUUACUCCAGAUUUAGACUUCUCAACUUCUAAUUUGGGUUCUUCGUUAAAUGGAGAAGAUGAAUACUUUGAAGAAGUACCAUCUCAAGAAAAUAACGAGAUAAUUGAAUCAUCAUUAGUUAUACCAGAAACUGAACCAUCAACAGUUUUACCACCGGGUGCUGGUAUCCAUUUUUUAUGUGCUCCUAACGAUAACGAUAAAGUUGAAGAAUUGACUAAUAAAGAAGAAAAUACUGAAAAAAAAAAGCCAAGUGCAAGAAAAAGGAAAAAUCUUAAUACCAAAAAGGCUGUGCCUCCUAAGAAACAGUCUCAACGAAGUUCAAUUGUUGAACAUUAUCAAAAAGCUAAAAGUAAAAUACCAACACCAUCUACUUCUACACAAAUGACAGAAAGGUCAAACACAUCAUUAACAAAACCUAGGCCCAAGAGAGCAUCUGCUAUUGCAGCUAAUUUUGAGAUAAAAAAUUCUGGUUUAUGGAAAUUAGGAAAACAUAUAGACGGUUAUUGGGGACCAGAAUUAGAACGUAUUUCAUUACCACUGUUCCGAUGUCCAAUUUGUGAUGUAAUGUACUGGAGUAUAAAGUCACGUCAAAGACAUGAAAUGUCAGACCAUUCAUCGCUGCUUAAUUCUAUACAUAAACCUGUAGUGAAUUCUGCUCCUUCAGCAGGAAAUGCAGCUUGUACUCAACAACUAUCUCUUAUGAAUUAUUUGCAACUUCGCUUAGUAAAUAAAGAUGAACCUGAUGCAAUCAACCAUUUGGCCAAGAGAACACAUUUAUUGAAAGCACUCAAGGUUGUGGGAUCCAAAACUAGUGGAAUAUUAAAGUGUAAUUGUUGCCCGUAUGAAACAAAGCUUAUGUUUGCUUUAUGGGCACACAUGUCUUCCAAUCAUUUAAAAUCUGAUUUUGAAAAAAAAUCAUGUUUAUUUUGCUUUUUGUGCAAUCGCUCAGUUAGUAAACGUACAACAUUGCUCAAACAUGUAGACAAAUGUUCAAAAGAAACAUUAGAUAUUAAUAAUUCAUGUAAUCAAUUUGUCUGUACACUUUGCAAUCUUACCUUUGAUUCUUUAAUAAAACUUGAAGAUCAUACUUGGAGACAUAAGUAGAGAGUUACUAGUAAGGUUAUAAACAUUCAUAUUACUAAUAUAAUAUAUAUAUAUAUAUAUAUAUGGUAUAUAAUUUACAUAUAUAUAUAUGUAUAAUAUAUGUUUUAUAUCGGACCUUUGUAUAAACUUUUUCUUAUUUCUAUAGUUAUAGUGUUAUAUUAUACUAUAUUCAUUAGUUGUUAUAAAUGUUUCCUAAACUAUUGAUAAUAUUAAGUUCUACAAAAGUAAUCUGCUUAAAAUUCAAAUUUAGAUUCAAAGGAAAUAUAAUACUAAACUACUUGUGCUUUUAACUAAUCUUAAUUUCACUGAUGGGUGAACAUUAUACAUUAUUUCAUAUUGAUUUACGCUUUAAUUAAUAUAAUUUUGUUUCUUUGUUUAGAAUAAUUUUUUAAUUAUAUUUAAUGAUUUUUCAUUUCUUUUGUUACAUUGAAAUAAUGCAAAUUAUAAAUUUAUGCUUUAUUUAUAUUAAUCUUAGGUUUUUUUUUUGUAUUAUUAUUACUACUAUUUUUUCUUUGUACACAAGCAAUUAACCGUGUAUGCUUGUCCUACUAAAUUUAAGUAUUUUUAUCUAACAAUAAUUAAAUAAUAAAAAUAAAAAUAAAAAUUGUAUUAGAUUUUAUAGAAUAUUUUAUACAUAGUUGAGUAAAAAUAAAUCUUCACUUGUAUUCUAUAUUCAAUAACUAUGUGAUGGGAUAAUUUUAUUUUAUUCCAUAUGGUUGUUUAAAAAAUAAAUAAGUUGUUAAAUUAAAAUAAAAAAAUUAUUCAUUUUUAUUCAUAACAUGGUGACUUCAUGAAUACUUUUCUGCAUGAUUCUUUAUAUUAUAGAAAAAGGUAUUUGUUGUUGCUUUUUUAAAUUAAAUUUUUUAAAUUAAUUUAUUUUGAUGAUGUAGUGAUAUUUAGAUAUUCCUGACUGGGGGGGGAUGUUUUCCAAUUUUGAAAAACUGUUAAUUUACCUUCAAGUUAAAAUAUUUUUUGUGUUGUUAUUAAUUAUUAUAAUUUGUUUUUAUUAAAUUUGCUAAAAAUAGAGCAUGACUGAUUUUAUUUUUAUAAUAUUAUGUCAAAAUGAUAUUACUUGGAUAUUUUAACCAUGUAUUAUUUGUUUAGUUAUAUUAUUGAUAUGUUAUUUGAUUUUAUAUAUACAAAUUAUUACAAUAUACAUAUUGCAUACAAAUAACUAUAAUUAAUACUAAAAUAUUGACAAUGUUGUUGAUAAACAUAAUACAAUGUAUGCAUUAAUUUGUUUUUAAUUGUAAAAUUAUUUUGUUAAUUUACUGCAAAGAACAUUCUUCAGUCUUCGGAGACUUCACUAUUUUGUUUUUUGCUCUCUUAAAUAUAUCCAAGUGUGAGAGAUAUUGUCUAAUGGACUGUUGGUGGAUAAUUAUAUUGUUAAUUUUUUUCAUCAAAAUACUGGCAUUCUUUAACAUUUGUUAUAUUUUUUGAUACCUACUUUAAGUAUUUAGUUAAAUUAUUUUUAUUUUUAGAUCUAUAUGUAUUUUUAUUUGACAAUGUUGUGUGAAUGUAAGUAAUCAUAUCUAAUAAUUUAAUAUGACCAUAAGUAUACGAAAAAAAAUUAUUCAAAUAAUAUAAAAUAAUAGUAUGAAUAAUUUUUUUUUGCAUACUCAAUUAAAGUAAUGGAGAUUUAAUAAGAAAUAAGUCUUAUUGAAUGAACAUGAAUUAGUACAAUGAUGUAAACUCAUACUAUUUGUUUACAAUUUAUUAAUCAUAAUUUAUAAGUAAGCACACUUGUCACAGGGUAUGCCUAUAUUUUAUAAUUAACUUAUAAGUAUAAGUAAUACGAUUGUCUCAUUAUUUAUUUGUAUUUUAUAAAUAUAAUAUAAUUAAUUUUAGUGUAGUAAAA